GGAUAGCCCCACCAGAGCUGAGAAAGACCAAUUGGUUUAUCUACAACCCUCACAACAGCAUGCUUAUAAAAUUAAGCCCUAGAACUGAAAAUAUUUUUUUUGUGACAACUUUGCUGUCUCUGUGCAGCAGCGGUUCCAAUUUAAGCAGCUGAGUUCUGCUGAGUGCUGCUGAACUUUUUUGUUUAAAAAAAACAUCAGCACUGUAAAGAGGAAGUAUUUCAGAAAAAAGACAAGCAGGGUUAAAUGCGUCUGCAGGCUUUUUUAAAGUCAUUUUUCGGUCUGUCCUUUCACCGAUAAUGAUACAAGCACCCUAUGCAUCAGCCAUGAGGAGCAUACAACAGAAAAACCUUUACUUGACCCUGGUCUCUGUACUCUGGACCUCUUCUUUGCCUGCUGCAGGAGUUCAGAUCAGAUUAGCUGGAUCUACUCAGUGCUCUGGAAGAGUUGAACUCUUCAAUGGCAGUACCUGGGGAACAGUAUGUGAUGAUGACUGGGACUUAAGAGAUGCUGAGGUGGUGUGCAGACAGCUGAGCUGUGGGAAGGCACUGAGUGCUCCUGGAAGUGCCAGUUUUGGUGAAGGAGCUGACCCAAUCUUGCUGGAUGAUGUGGCCUGUUCAGGAAGUGAACGUUCUUUAACUGAGUGUCAAUCCAGAGAAAUGGGAAAACACAACUGUGAACACAGUGAGGAUGCUGGCGUGGUCUGCUCAGGUACUCAGAUCAGAUUAGCUGGAUCUACUCAGUGCUCUGGAAGAGUUGAACUCUUCAAUGGCAGUACCUGGGGAACAGUAUGUGAUGAUGACUGGGACUUAAGAGAUGCUGAGGUGGUGUGCAGACAGCUGAACUGUGGGAAGGCACUGAGUGCUCCUGGAAGUGCCAGUUUUGGUGAAGGAGCUGACCCAAUCUUGCUGGAUGAUGUGGCCUGUUCAGGAAGUGAACGUUUUCUAACUGAGUGUCAGUCCAAAGAAAUGGGGGAACACAACUGUCAACACAAUGAGGAUGCUGGUGUGAUCUGUUCUGUUAGCCUCCCUAAGCCCAGCAUCUCCAUGAUACCUGUUGGUGAGGUUACCUGGGGUCAGGAUAUCGUCAUCAUUUGUUCCAUCACAGCUGAGCUUCUAGGUGGCACAUUCACUCUUCAGAAAAUCCCAGGCUCAUUCACAGUGACCCAAACACCAAGUUCCAACUCUGCUACGUUCAACAUUAUUCAAGUUGACUUUGAAAAUGAUGGAUCCUAUCAGUGUCAGUACAAGAAAAGCAUUUCAAGUCAAAAUUUCGCCUCCGUCCUAAGUGACCCACUCAGACUCUCCAUCACUGUGAGACUGCAACAGCCGAGUAUCUCUCUCACAUCUCCUAACAGAAGGCUGGUCUGGCGUCCUAAAGGUGCAGAGGUCACCAGGGGUUACCGCUUUGUCCUCAUCUGCUCCAUUAACUGCAGCUAUCCUGAGGGCCAGUUCUUUCUCAUCUCCUCUGACUCAACCAUUGUUGCCGCAAAGCGAACAGUCAACCACUCGGCCUCCUUUGACUUCCCUGUAGCUGAUUAUGAACACCAGGGCAACUACAGCUGUGUGUAUGAGGUCGAACUGUCUACAAGGAGAUUUAAUUCUACUGAGACUGGACCAAUCAGCGUUAUCAUUAAAUUGUCUCUGUUGCUGAUGGUGUCCUCAGUAGCUGCUGGCUUCCUGCUGCUGCUGCUGCUGCUGCUGCUGGUGGUCUGUCUGGUCUGCAGGAGAAGAAAACGAGCAAAGCAGCCAACCCUUGUCCACAACAAAUUGGCUGUCAGAGUGGGAAAGUAUUGCAAAGAUGAUGAAGAUGAUUAUGUAAAUAUAAAUUCAAUGGAAACCAAGAAGAAUCUCAAAGAGGAAACAGUGGAUGAGGACAAUAUUUAUGAGGAACCAGAGCGAUUUGAUGAUCAUGAUUCUGAAGAAGUAGGCCUAAAUUCACGUUUGAGAAUGGACAAGGGGGUCUGUUUCAUUGAAGAUGAAAACAGACAAGAGGAAGAAGAAACCAGUGAAGAAGAAGAUGACUAUGAAAAUGUAAAACCACUUACUGAAACAACUGAUGGCAUUUAUGGAAAUUAUGAUAUUAUUUGCCCUUAAUGCAUUUCCGCCAUGCAUGCAAGACUGUGCGCUAGUCAUUGUUUAGAUCUAAUCCUAAAUCCCUCUACGCUCUGAGUCCGUCAGCUACGCUCUGUUGAGCCCCCACUGUUAGACCCCACAUGGGCCAAGUCUGCUCUGAUUGGUCUGCCGAUCCGCUCUGUCGUUAUUGGUCAGUUGCUCAGCACGCGUCUCGGAAAACCCUAACCCAACUGCAUAUUGGGUAGUGCAAAAAAAAAAUUGCCAAAGACAUGUAGGUAUUAUCAUUUUAUUCCCACAAGCACACAGCAUUGAUGGAGUUGGCAGAGGAUGUGGAAGGUUAGCACAAUGCCCCCCAAGCUUUUCAUAAAGCUUGGGAACAUUACAGCUGUCAUAUAGGGAUAGAUGUAAUGAGCGACAGUAGCUCAUUCUGUAGGAACUUGGGUUGGGAACCGAAGAGUCACCUGUUCAAGUUCCUGUGCCGACCAUAAUAUGGAAGUUGGUGUGGUAGCUGGAGAGGUUCCAGGUCACUUCCCAGGUACUGCUGAGGUGACCUUUUGCUCAUAGCUUAGUAAUCUGGUUUUGAAUAUCUGAGUAUUUUAGUACUAUAAACUGGUGUUUCAUAGUCAGUAAUAAACAUUUUGACCUCAAAUAUUCAUGAUAGUCUUAAAGCAAAUUGCUUCAGAAAUGUAAUGAUAGAUAAAGCAGGAGAGUUAGAGUGGUGGCUAUAGAUGUUAUCAGGGCCUGGCUUUGAUGGAACAGCACGUAUUGAUCAUUUUGAACAAUUAUUGCUGUCUUCGCUUUGCAGAUUUGAAAACUGCAGACUGUAAUUACAGUUUAUGUCCAUAAGAUGUCAGACGCUGCUUACAUUCUAGAGAUGUGUGAAUACUCUCCUGACUGCACUGUACUCCAUGUGAAGUCAUUGGAACACAGGAUUUCUUAAGGCAAGUAUUUUUAGUUUUCAUGUAACAUACAUUAAUCAGUAUUAUGCACUUGUAUUUAACACUUUUCAAAGGGCACCUGAAAUAUUUUCAGACGUAAAGUAUAUUCCUCCUCACAACAAGCUAACAGAAUUUUAGUUUGUAUCCAUAGUGGACUGUAUCACUUUAUUAGAAAACAUCCUUUAUAUUGAAUAUAUAGUUGUAAAAAAUGGUUAACAUUUUUUCAGCUUUAUUCUAUUUAAAGAAGAAAAAAAACUAAUUUCACUUAUUUGAAAUUGAGAGAUUAAAAAAACAUUUUUUUGCACAGAUUCACUAAUUAAUAUUUGGUUCACUUAAUUGAAGGAGAAUCUUCACUCAUUUCUGACACAUCCCAUAAAGUAACCUAAGAACAUGA
Labrus bergylta (ballan wrasse) is the source of this 3404-nucleotide messenger RNA. RefSeq lists its product as uncharacterized. Lineage: Eukaryota; Metazoa; Chordata; Actinopteri; Labriformes; Labridae. Gene Ontology annotation, molecular function: serine-type endopeptidase activity. The record is from RefSeq and is a predicted model, not a curated record. Gene Ontology annotation, cellular component: plasma membrane. Gene Ontology annotation, biological process: zymogen activation.